CACACUGGUUCGGCUUUGUUCUUCGGUUGUCUGUUUUUUAUGUUUACGCUGCUUAUAUCUUAAUUAUUUGUAAGAGGUAUGUCCGAUAAAAGGACUCUGAUAGAUUUAAAUGAUGAAACUAGUGACGAUGAAGAGAUUGCAUCCCCGGGUGCAGUGGGCUAUGCUAAGAAACCGGAGGAGAUAGUGCAUUCCAAUUUGAACGAAGAUGUCCCCCAAACUAGUUCUUCAGUUAUGGGGGUAAACAAUAAUUCGGGGAACUACCUAUUAAACGUAGAGAACGAUCAUCCACCUUUGCCAGUGGAGGAGGAAAAUGCUCAAAUUAACGAAAACAUCACAAAUGGGGAUGCGACGAGUAAUGGUCGAAUCAUACCCGAGUCGGAGCCCAUUUUUCAUCUUCGAUCCCGCACAGCAGCCGCUUCCACGCCCAACUACGAGAGCCUGGACUAUGAAGUUUGCGAAAACGUGCUGUUCCAAGAUGAGCAAAAAAAACGGCUCACCGAAAGAUUCUCGCCUCGCAAGGGCGUCAUACGAUGGAUAAUCUUCAUACAGAUUGGCAUUAUUACAGCAUUAAUCGCCUGUACGAUAGACAUUAUCAUUGAAGAGCUAUCUGAGCUAAAGUACACCUUUCUAAAAAAUUCUGUGGACGAAAAUGUGCCUCUCAGCGACGCCAGUGGUAGGGAUUUGGUGAUCCCCUUUUUGUACUGGAUCCUGUUAAGCGUUGUGCCUGUGGUUAUUGGAGCUGCCAUGGUCACCUACAUUGAGCCCAUUACCGCUGGCAGUGGCAUUCCUCAGGUUAAGAGCUACCUCAAUGGCGUUAAAAUACCCCGAAUUGUCAGGAUUAAAACCCUGGCGGUCAAGGCCAUCGGUGUAAUAACAUCUGUAGUGGGCGGUCUGGCUGGAGGCAAGGAGGGACCCAUGAUACACGCUGGAGCGGUGGUGGCCGCCGGAAUAUCCCAAGGAAAAAGUACAACCUUUGUUAAGGACUUUCGCAUCUUUAAAGCUUUCCGGGACGAUCAUGAAAAGCGAGACUUUGUGCUGGGUGGCGGAGCGGCAGGAGUUUCAGCCGCUUUUGGAGCACCCAUUGGAGGCAUGCUGUUCUCUCUGGAGGAGGCGGCCAGCUUUUGGAACCAGAAUCUCAUUUGGCGCACCCUGGUGGCCUCCAUCAUCAGUGUGUUCACCUUGAACAUCGUGCUCUCGGCCUACCAUGGUCUCAAUGACUUUACGUUUACGGGUCUCUUCAAUUUGGGAAAGUUCGAUCAGCCUCUCAAGUUCGAUUACUUUGAGCUGCCCAUCUUUAUGCUGCUCGGUGUGAUCGGAGGAUUAUUGGGAGCUGCCUGGAACUGUUUGAACACCAAAAUCAAUGCCUUUAGGAAGCGGUUUAUACCUUGGAAAUUUACAAAAAUCAUAGAAGCGGCUGUGGUGGCCAUGUUUGGUGUCACUCUGGCAUGCCUCAUGAUUUAUUUCAUCAAUGAUUGCCGACCCCUCGGUAACGAUCCAACCGUGCAUCCUGUUCAGCUUUUCUGCGAGGACAACGAGUACAAUGCAGUGGCCUCCCUGUGGUUCCAAACGCCUGAGGCCACUGUUCGAUCGCUGUUUCAUGAUCCACCAGGAUCUCAUAAAAUAACCACGCUGACCCUCUUUACGGUUAUAUACUAUGUGUUAUCCUGUGUAACCUUUGGUCUCAAUGUCUCGCUGGGUGUUUUCAUUCCCACCGCUCUGGUGGGAGCAGCUUGGGGCCGUCUUCUGGCCAUGCUGGCUUUCUAUCUUUUCCCACAGGCGAAUUUCCUGCAUCCUGGAAAGUAUGCUCUGAUUGGGGCCGCCGCCAAUUUGGGCGGUGUCCUCCGGAUGACCAUCAGUUUGUCGGUCAUCUUGAUGGAAACGACUGGUGUGGAAACGUCCUUCUUCUUUCCUCUCAUCAUUGCCCUGAUUAGUGCCAAAUGGGUGGGCGACUACUUCAACGAGGGCAUCUACGACACGCAAAUAGAAGUGAACCAUGUACCGAUCCUGCCCUGGGAACCGCUGCCCCAAUACAAGGGACUGACCGCCAGGGAAAUAAUGAGUAGACCCGUGGUCUGCAUCAAGCUAAAGGAUAAAGCUCACUAUAUCUACAAAGUGUUGAAGAAUUGUGAUCACAAUGGUUUUCCGGUGGUGGACAAUGUUCCAGACGUUCGUCGCUCGGAGGGUCGAGUUUGUGGCAUUAUCCUAAGGUCACAGCUAAUUGUUAUUCUAUUAAAGUCUCUGUAUGUGGAAAACAAACAAUUCUGGCUGCCUGAAACAACUAUACAAACGUUUAGAGACGUUUAUCCAAGAUAUCCUUCAAUUAAGAGCGUUCGAAAACUGGGUAGAAAGGAGAACUACACGGUGGACUUGUCAAUGUUUAUGAAUCCAUCGCCAGUUCGCGUUAAUCCCCACGAUUCGGUACCAAGAAUCUUCCAGAUUUUCCGAGCUCUGGGCCUGCGACACCUGCUGGUCAUCAACAAUGAGAAUCGGGUGGCUGGCAUCAUCACCAGGAGGGACUUCAUAUACAAGUGAUUCUUUAGCAUCCAAUGCAGGGUUUUUUUUAAAGUGUCUUUUAAACAAUAAAUAAUUUAUAAAACAUAAAA
Molecule: messenger RNA, 2603 nt
Organism: Drosophila bipectinata
Lineage: Eukaryota; Metazoa; Arthropoda; Insecta; Diptera; Drosophilidae
Gene: ClC-b
Product: chloride channel protein 7
Biological process (GO): chloride transport; transmembrane transport
Cellular component (GO): lysosomal membrane; intracellular membrane-bounded organelle
Molecular function (GO): voltage-gated chloride channel activity
Source: RefSeq, a predicted model, not a curated record